This is a messenger RNA of Drosophila eugracilis, 859 nucleotides long. RefSeq names its product mediator of RNA polymerase II transcription subunit 7 (gene MED7). The coding region runs from base 70 to 732 and encodes 220 amino acids. Gene Ontology annotation, cellular component: mediator complex; core mediator complex. The transcript is spliced from 2 exons. NCBI's taxonomy places the organism in Eukaryota, Metazoa, Arthropoda, Insecta, Diptera, Drosophilidae. Gene Ontology annotation, biological process: regulation of transcription by RNA polymerase II. Gene Ontology annotation, molecular function: transcription coregulator activity. The record is from RefSeq and is a predicted model, not a curated record.
AGUGAUUCCAGCUCUAAGAUUGUCAUCACCUUUUCAAAACAAUUUAUUUUUGCUAUUGUUUAUACCGAGAUGUCCAACCAGGAGACCCAGGUUUCCAGCCUGCCGAUGCCGCCCGAGCGGUACAUCGCCAACUACACGGAGGAGAACAUCCGAAGGAACCGUGCGCCACGCCCGCCGCCGCCGCCCUCGCAGCAUGAAGUCUACAGUAUGUUUGGUAUCCAAUACAACAAUGACGAGAUGAUUCGCAGUUUGGAGUCCCAAAACAUCAAGCGACUAAUCCCCAUUCACUUUGACCGGCGCAAGGAGCUCAAGAAGCUCAACCAUUCACUGCUGGUCAACUUCUUGGACCUCAUCGACUUUCUCAUUCUGAAUCCUGACAGUCCGCGGCGCACAGAGAAGAUUGACGAUCUGAGUCUUUUGUUCGUUAAUAUGCAUCACCUGCUGAACGAGUUUCGACCCCAUCAGGCGAGAGAAACGUUGCGCGUCAUGAUGGAAAUGCAGAAGCGACAGCGCGUGGAGACUGCCACCCGAUUCCAGAAGCACUUGGAGCGUGUGCGGGAAAUUGUUAACACCGCUUUCUCAGCUCUGCCGGUUCUGGAAGAUGAUGACGAGAACGGCGGGGCAAAGAUUAAGACAGAAGUGGAUCCUCUGGAGGCAAAUGCGGCGGCCAAAAAUGAUCCCAGUUAUCAGCACGAUCGCAUGCUGUGCAAGCUGGUGGAUGCAAUCGAGUGAUUUGAAAGAAGACUGGAUGUAGGCACUCGAGUUUGUGUCAAUCAUUGUGAACGUCUUGGAAAAAGAGCUCCUCAUAUUUAUAACUGCUUUUAGUGUAAGAAAUAAAACUCAAAUUGUGUGAUGAGAA